AUGGACGUCGUGGAAUAUAGCAUAGGAGUGAAUAAUCGCUUUGGUGCGUUAAAUUUGGACGAAGAAGAUCCAGAGGAAUUCCUGCAAAAGCAGGAGAAGAAAGAGGAGUCUGCGAAGAAAGACAAGGCGAAGAAACAGGAUAAGAAGGCUGUAAAGCAGCCCGCUAAAGAUACGAAGUCCGCCACAAACAAGACAGACAUUGUCAACGAGGAGUCCAAGAGGGAAGGUUUGUCGAAAAUUAUUUGUUCUCGUAACAUCGAAUGUACAAGUUGUACUGUGACGCCAUCUCCCUGUCACAUCCACAUGUGAAAGUUUUCGUUGGGGUGUUUUCGACUUCUCUGCCCCCUUUUCUUAUCUUUUCGAGUUUCCAAGAUUUGAUAUGCUUUCUUCUGUAGGUCAUGUUAUUGUCCCGUGGACUCUAUGUGCGUUAAGUUGUCUGUUAGUUUUGAUGUCCUGUAGCGACGAAAAUAUCUAACAGUUUGCACACAACACUCGCUUUAAAAUUGCGAAAUUUACUAUGACCAGGUGAAUGUAAAUUAAAACCCCAGGUGGAGUUUUUGUUGAUGUUUUCAAGUACACCUUUACAUGGAAGCUCGAAAGGAAAUAUAUUUCGCUGUCUUCGUGUGCAUAUAAACAGUUGCAACACGUGUUUAUGGUUGUGUGGAGUGGCGAUGGAUCUUGUACAUUAUAAAUAAGUUAAGGCUAAUUCGGUUUGCUCUCAUUCAGCUGGCUUUUCCGCGCUAGUAAACAGCGAUAAAUGCUCAAUAGCUAUCGUUACCUUGCAGAACGAAGCGAAAGCAGACGAGGUGGCCGUGGAAAAAAUGAUGUCAAGAGAGAAAACGAGAAAAAUACUCGUAUGACCAAUGGUCCCAGCGAAAGACGAGAUCGUGGUGAAAAUGCGCCCAGAGAAAGGCGAGGCGGUGGUUUUGGAGGUGGUUUCCGUAGGAGAGAGGGAUCGCAGGGAGACCCCGAUUCCCCAGACAAGGAAGGAGCUGAAAGGGAAAGAGGGGGAUUUGAAAGGGGAAGAGGUGGUCGAGGAAUGCGAGGUGGCGGAGGACGAGGACGCGGUGGAUUUGGCGGUCCGAGAGGUGGUGGUGGAGGAGGAUUUGGCGACCGUGGUGGAAGGAAGCGAGAAUUUGAAAGAAGAAGUGGAAGUGAUCGAUCGUAAGUGCUCAAUGUGCCUAUUUCACCAUUUACUCUGACAGUAUCCUGUCUGUCCUAAUUUUAAUGUGUAUUCUUGUUAAACCCUUCUCACAGGUUAUUCACAUGCACUUUUUAAGUCACUUCUGAAUUUAACACUCUUCCUAUUUAAUAUUCUGUAAAAUCACUAUGGAUAGAGAAUGUUUCCGAUGCGCAGUCAAAGAUGCGAUAUGCAGAAGUAUUAGCAGCUAGAGAGAGAAACUAUUUGAGCUUUGGUUUUAUUAACUGUCAAAUGACAGUAGUAAACAAUAUUUUUGUUCAUAACAGUGCAUGAGAACAUAAAACAAGCAGUCUGCAACUGUUUUACUGGUCAAAUUUAAUUUUGCCAUUGUUUUUAUGGUUUGCAUUUUAACAUGUCUGCAUUUGUGGUUAUGUGUUGACAAAAUGUUGAUAGAUUUUAAAAUUUGAAUGAGCAUGUUACCUAAGGUGUUGAGUGUUACUUGGAAUUUAAAGCCAUCUUGCCCGAAUUAACAGUGUUAUUAACAGAUUUAGUGUAAAUGGGCUGAGUGUUUUGUGGAGACUGUUUAUGAAUCACUGUGCUCUGAUUAAUUUAAAACAUAAGUUAUGCUAAUCCAAAAGCCUAAAUGUGCCAAAUGUUGGUGUAUUUUAUACUAAAUUUUUACCAUGAUUCCAAAGAAUCCAGUGUAACCACUUGAAUUGUUCGGUAAUCAAACUUUAUAGGUAAACAAACACAAUUGAGCCAAAAAAUAUACAUGAGAGUUUGACUGAGUUAGUUUUCCAAACUCAAUCAAACAACAGUUCUAAACCAACACUCAAAAUAGAUGAGGAUUUUGAAAAAUCCUUUUAGCGUGCAAGAAUCUGGAAAGCAGCAAGUAAGUCACCGGGAAAUCAGCAAAGAACCAAAAAGAAUCAGAUGAAACAAACACUAGAUUGACUGUACAAAUGUGGAGGAUUUCUGAACGUGCUUGUGCAUUAUUAUUAACGGUGACGUUACCUACAAGGGAUGCUGUAAAGUUUAAAAUGCAUUUAAUCAAAGCAUAACAUUCACUCUGUGACUGAGUAUGUUGAUUAAAGGGAUUAAAGGAUAAAGUUGUAUGGCAAUAUAGCCUUGUUCUUCCCACUCCAAAAAAUACACUACACUGAUCUGCUACAACCACUUUCGGAAUAUACUCAGUCGUAAGACACCUUAGAAAAAGCAAACAUUCAACCAAACACGUGCAAUUUUCCUGUAUAACGUAAAAUUUUAAGGUGAAGGGAUAUGAACUGGCAGUCUGUAGAAAAAAUUCUCUGUGGGAUUUCCUGUAUUCUUAUUUUUACUGUCGUUCUCCUUGUGUUCCAUGAUCACCAUCUUGAAUAUAAACUUCUCUGGUGAAUGAUAAACUUCUAGUAAAUAACUUGAUUCUUCUUCUAAGUUUCUUGUGAACAAAGGAAAAGUGAAACAUUAGAUCAAGAGUCACUUCUCCGCUGCACCCCUUCAACAGACCAUUCUGUUUUUUUUGUUUGUUUUUUUUUUCAACUUUUGACAUGAACCAGCUAGCUAAAAUCCCAUUUAUAUGGCUAGUGCAGUCCGUCAGAAGAAUUGCCAAGUGUGAGAGUGAAGUGUGUCGAAAACUGGCAGAGACAUGGUGCCAAAGUCGAGGAAUGUUUGCUGAGACUUUUGUAUAGUUAGGGUAAAGGGGGCAGGGGUUUAAUUUUGUGUCCCCCAGCAAGCAUACAAAUGCGUCUGCAAAAUCUCCCAACUUUUUCUAGCAGAGCUACAUCUUUGCUCCUUUCUGGCACUUCUCUCUUGAACUUGGCAAGGUUAAACUUUCCACUUACAUAUUCUUCAAUGUACUUAUGCAAGAGACUGGAAGAGUUCUUUACGUUUUUUUGUUAUUUUAACUGUCAAGGUUGAAGCCAUUAUUUAACUAUCCCUUUCCUCCAUUUGACACAUUCCUGUUUUGUAAAAGAAAUAUGUCCUCUUCUUGUGGUCUAGGGACCCCCGACUGGACAAUAAUUCAAGUCGUGGGGAUAGAAGGUUGGACAAACAUUCUAACUUAGCUCCUAUUUAACUAUAAAGUCAUUCCUAGAAAUUAAAUCAUGAGCUUUGUGUGUGUAUUUUUUCUGCAAGCUGUGUUUUUCUGUGAAGUGUAAAUCAGCCAUCUUUAAAUCUUUGUUAAAUGCAUGUAAAAUUUUUAUUGUAAGCUUUUGCUACUGGGAAAUUAAGAGCUUUUUUAACCGCCAGUUUCCCACUCAUCAAUUUUGUCAACCAGUUUGCCAUAAGCUAUAGUGUAUUAUUUAGUUGGAACCAAUACUUUCAACCAAAUGUUUUAGGACGUAAAAGAAAAUAAGCAAACUUAUUUUUAUGCAAUGAAUCACCCUUCUUACAGGUAAAUCUUUAUUCCUAGGACAUCUGAUGCCUGUGAAAAAUGGUGCCAAGUUUCUGUUUCUCUUGUGCUAAUAAUAGUAACAUACAUGUUAAUUGUAACCUCAGAACUUCCUUUUUGAUGAAUGCUAAUUCAUGGCUAACAAACUGCACUCCAAAUAGUACUUAAAUUGAAAUACAUAAUUACAAAAAUAUUUUCCAUGUUUCCUAUUUAGUUGAUAAAAACUGGAUGUGCCAUUUAUGUCCCAUUCAUUUAAGACUGAAAUAUGAAGAUUUUUGAAUUACAAUCCAAUGGAAAAUUAAUCCCUUUGAUGUUUGUUGGUGUGGUUGUCUUACUAGUUGCCUACUUUAGUUGGUGGUGAAGCCUUUUAGUUUGUUAGGCUUAAGGUGCAAGCCAAAGCUAUGUAUUUUUUGUAGCCACAUCUAUGAUAUCUUCUACUGAGUUACAUCCUCUUAUGUUUCAAGUAAUCAACUUCAUAUUUUCCCAUGUUUUCUGACAGUUCUGUGAAGGCCCAAGAUAAGCGUGAAGGAGGUGGCCAGUACAACUGGGGUAAUCCUACAGAGGGGUAAGUUAUAGUCUACUUUUAUAGUCUUCUUUUAUAUCUUUCAUUAAGUAAUGAUCUGGGUGAAGUGGAAAGCAUUUUCUUUUGUUACGUGUCAAUGUGCUUUCCCCACAUAUAGGAAUGUUUUCAUUUUCACACAGAGAAUGCAUAAACUUAAAGAAAGGCCAGUUAUGCAAUAAAAUGUAUAAGACCCCAUUUUGAAACGGUGUUUUUUUGUGUGUUCAAAAAUUUUGACCAAUUGUAGGAUUUGCAAGCCAAGAAAGUUUACGAUAAUAUUUUACAUGUUCCCGACAUAGGAUUUCUGUGUUAUUCAGACUGAGACAAGAUUUUGUUAUAUGGAAGUUGGUUGAAAAAGGAUCAAUUUAUAUAUACAGCUAUUUCGAGAAAGGUUGUCGGAAAAUUGUGCACGCGACAGUCCGGAAAGGUAAUAUGGGAUAUGUGCAAUACACUGUUCCUGACAUUGUAGCUGUCGAACCUAUUUUUGUUGCUUUCCUUAAGCACGCACAGACGUAUGUCCAUGGCCUCGCGUGCCAUUCUUUCAACUCAAAACCACCCUCAAUACCUUUUGGGGUUGUCGCAUGCAGUUCAUCCGACAACCUUUCUCAAAAUAGCUGUAUACUGUUUUGUGAAGUUUUCUUAACUUUUGCUGUUUAAGCCAGUCAGAAGUAUAAGGCAGACAAUAGUAAAGUUAGCACCUUUUUGCACUCAAAAUAUUCAAAGCCGUUGUUGCUUUCCUUCUUAUCUGGACCGUUACUUAAUAAUACAGUUAUUACUAACAUUGUUCGUUUCGGAUUGGAUGAGAGCUGUGCAACAAAAUUGUCCUGACAUGUAGAAGUUUUUAAGGGUGAUGUUAACAACAUGUACGAUUCUUUGAUAAUGGAGAGCAUUUUGUUUUAUAAUACUCUGUAUUAUCACGUGAAUCAAAUUAAUCCACAGAAAAUAAAUUGUCUUGGAAGUAUAAGUACCAAGACCCCCUAUGAUUGUUGGUUAACACCUAAUCAUCAGUCUUCAGUUCAAAUUAAAGCUUGUUCAUAGUAAUUUGGAUUCCCAGAUGAUCUCCUAUUCCCAAUGCCAUCCAGUAAAUGGUUUGUUGUUUUGUGAUUUCAGUGAAGAGGCAGAGGUUUUUCAGCAGCCGGAGGUGGCUGACUGGGCUGAAGCAUCUCCUGAUCCUGAUGCUGUCAAGGAAUCUCAAGAUGAGUAAGUUUUAGUGCUGCUGAUAAUGUUGAUUCAAAUAAGACUGAUGUACUUUGGCCUGGAUACCCUCACAGCUCUUAAGUGCUUGGUUUUGUUUACUAGAGACUAGUCUGAAAUUUCUCCAUGCUUUGUUCUCGUGCUUCAAUUUAACGUCUGAUGACAAGUGCAUGGUGUAACAGUUUUCUGUACACAGAAGAAGGGUUAUGCACCUGAAACUCUUGCUUCUUUAAAAUAUCAAUUCAAUCUGGAAAGCACAAAUACAGUUGAUUCUCUCUUAAUGGACGCUUGUCUAUAAUACAGACACCUUCAGACACCUAAAGUUGAUGCCUGUCUUUCUUUACAUCCUUUGUUUGACUCUCUAUAAGACACAAAUCACUCUUAGAUUAGCCUCUCACAUAGGCAUUUUAGGGGAGCUCAUAUUUGGUACCUCCCCAAAAAGGCAAAAAGUAAGAUUUAGUCAGAUUUUAGAAUUCUCCGUGCACUGAAUAACUUUCGCAAAGAAAGAAAAGGAAGAAAAUGGUAACUCUAGGGUCACGAAUUUACAUAACCACGAGUUUAUGAGUUGUGUUUAGCCUGUCAACACUUUAUUUCAAAACUGUUGAUUGGUCACUUACCACGCAAAUAAAACAAUAGGAAAGGUAGUUUGUUCUCGGUUGAGCAGGCGUUUGUGGGGAAGGACGAAAUACGAGCUCCCCUGAAAACAUCUGCGUGGGAGGCUACUCUUAGGUGGAUACUUAGUGUCAGUCCCAAAGGUGACCCUAAAAGACAGAGUUGACUGUAAUUUCAAAUGAGCUCUUGAGAGCUCCUAAGUGGCUCAGACUGGUUUCGUGUAAACUUGCAUUUCUAUGGAUCAAGGUUAUCCGGAGCUAAGGUCGUACCAGCUUCAUGUAAUCAUUCGUUCUUUGAUUUGAAUUGUUUCAGGUCCCAUGGUGAAGAUAAAGAGAAUGAAGAAGUUAAAGAGGAUGAACAACCCAAAGAAAUGACUCUGGAUGAGUGGAAAAAGCUCCAAGAAAAUGAGCGAGCUAAAAGCACUUUUGAGACACGCAAAGCUGGUGAAGGGGAAAAGAAAGGCAUGUGGAAAGACACAAAAGUCUUCAAGAGAGAUGAAGAAGACGAGGAACAGUUUGCCUCUAGAAGAGUGAGUAACAAGUAGUGUUGAGUUUGAAUUAGGCCCUGUUCACACUAUGACAAAAAAAUAGAGUUUGGUGCGAAAAAUUGGAAACUUAAUUUUGUUAUGACCAAUUUUUUGUCUUUGCAGCUGUCUUUGCAUCUGAGACACUGAAAAUCUUUUCGUAUAUUUUGAAUGACAAAAAAUUGUAGACCUCGAAAUUUUCUCAACAGCAUCUUUGAAGUUUGGUGACAGAUGAGAAAAUUUUGGUAGGUGAAAGAAGUCGUUUUAUUUGCACAAGAGAUGGCUUCCCGUUGACAGAUUUUCUGCAAAAUAAACAAAAUUUUGUGUGUAGUGAAAAGGGUGGAAUCCGCACUUGCUUAAAAGAAUAAAGACCCCUGGGUGACUGGGAAAGCUGACGUUUUUUGUACAAAUCUUAUGCCUGGGCACCCUGGAUUUCACAGGUUCAGAGGGCAGGGCGACCCUGUGCUCUGUUGGAGGCUGCAACCCUUGAAUUUGUCUUAUAGCACAGCCCUGAACCUGAUUUACAUUUUGCUCCUUUAAGGUCAUCGAGGAAAAAAUCAAGACAUCUGGCCGUGUAAAACAAAUUGUUGACAUCCGAAUGGAGUUCAGGGGCUCAACUGAUACACGAAGGGGUGGUCGUGGUGGUCGUGGCGGUAGGGGUGACAGAGGAGGCCGAGGUGGCCGUGGAAGAGGUCGCGGUGGAUUUGGUGGUCGUGCAGACAGCGACAAAAGUGGGGAUAAUUUUGCCUUAAAUAAUGAAGAAUUCCCAUCUCUUGGGUAA
Porites evermanni is the source of this 7196-nucleotide messenger RNA. Lineage: Eukaryota; Metazoa; Cnidaria; Anthozoa; Scleractinia; Poritidae. The record is from the annotation of a GenBank genome assembly.